Molecule: messenger RNA, 1559 nt
Organism: Scomber japonicus (chub mackerel)
Lineage: Eukaryota; Metazoa; Chordata; Actinopteri; Scombriformes; Scombridae
Gene: cirbpa
Product: cold inducible RNA binding protein a
Exons: 7
Coding region: 92-643 (183 amino acids)
Biological process (GO): positive regulation of mRNA splicing, via spliceosome
Cellular component (GO): spliceosomal complex
Molecular function (GO): RNA binding
Source: RefSeq, a predicted model, not a curated record
UAAAAGGCGAGUGCUCGUGUUCUGCUCCCCCUAUUCGCCCCACAGCCUCACAGCAGCCAUUUGAAACACACAGAGAGCAGUUGGACUCAAGAUGUCGGACGAAGGUAAACUAUUCAUCGGAGGACUGAGCUUCGAGACCAACGAGGAGUCUCUGGCUGCGGCCUUCGGCAAAUACGGAACCAUUGAGAAAGUGGAUGUGAUCAGAGACAAAGAGACAGGACGGUCUCGUGGUUUCGGCUUUGUGAAAUACGAUAACGCAGAAGAUGCUAAAGAUGCCUUGGAGGCCAUGAACGGCAAGACUCUUGAUGGACGGGCUAUUCGCGUGGAUGAAGCUGGAAAGGGAGGACGCUCCAGAGGAGGUUUUGGCGGCUCAGGACCCCGUGGAGGAAGAUUCAGCGGUUCCCGGGGGAGAGGUGGGCGAGGUUACUCCAGAGGCGGCGGAUACAAUGGAGACAGGAGUUAUGGUGAGAGGAGUUAUGGGGAUAGGAGCUUUGGUGGUGGAGACAGGAACUUUGGCGGUGGCGGAUACAGGAGUGGAGGAUACUCUUCAAGCGGAUACAGAGAAAAUAGGGGACAGGGUGGAUAUGGUGACCGCUCUGGAUCCUACCGCGAUGGAUAUGACAGCUAUGCUACACACGAGUAAGCAUCUCCCUGAUUCAAGAUCAUCACUUGGCUGGCUGUAUUUCAAAGAUGCGCUCCUCAAGAAAAAUGUCCACGUGUUAUUGCUGACCUUUAGUUUUGUAGUUCUGUUGUAGUAGCUCAAGCAUCUUUAAAAAAAAAAAUGUAGCCAUGAAGUUUUGGUCAUUCCUAACGAACCAUGUUAAAACAAAUUGCAGUUCAGGACUCUUUAUCUUGCUUGAUUGGGCAUCAGCCGUCUGUUCACUAAAAGGCAUCUGUGUAAUCUGAUCAAUAUUGUAAGGCCCAAUAUAGGGGACCCAACGACACCUCUCCACAUGGCUUUUCAUUGAUCAGCCACUACUAUCGCUAUAGUUUUGUCCAGCACGUUGAAGUGUUUCCUGAUUUGAUUCCUUAUUUAGUAAUGUUUUUUUUAUAUUGAUAUCUGAUGGGGCUUGUUUUUUUUCCUUUAUUUCCCCUCACGGUCUUUUGUGACUGACCUACCUCAUGCCAGGUUUUAAACUGAGUGAGGGAACAGAUCCAUGUACACUUUAAAUAGACUUUUUGGGGGAUUUUAUGCUAAAUUCCUUUUUACUAUUAAACACUUAGUUUAGCUGGGGCUCCUGUGUGUUCAAUUUCCCAAAAGAGUGAAUUCCUUUCAGACUGGUGAACUACACAUCCGAAGUGGCCGGCUGUUCAUGAAGUUGCAAAUUGCAGCAUGCUACAGUCUGUCCAAGGUAUCUUCUGUGCUCUGCUCAACAUCUGCAUUUUAAAUGUGCUGUAAAAUGGACUAAUCUUGUUAAGUGAUCGAAAAAUGUAACUUCGUUUCCCCAGAGUAAUAUUUCAACCGGGAACAGUUUUGUACUUUAUGUUUGUAUGAUCAACUUUUUUUUUCUUUGUCAGUUUGGCUUCAUGGAGCCUAUUAAACAGACUGUGGAAAAUAA